AUGAUUGGAAUCUUACGUAUUAAUCAAAAUAAUAUUGACAUAAUUCAUUUAAGUUCAAAGGAGCACGUACCAUGUAUCUUGAGUAGUAUUUUCAAACAUUGUGAUGGUGUUAUUGAUUCAGUGUCUCGUGACGAUUUCGACUUCUUCGAAAAUUCUGUUGCGACAUUCUUAUGUUUGAAAUUAUGGUUGACAACAGAGUUCAUAGAAAAUAAGAAGGAUACAAGUGGUGAAACUAUUGAAUUGAUACGGCGUAUCCGACAGGAAGAAAAGCGUCACAAAGUCGUAAGUGGCAUGUUGAAAUUACUUGUUCAAAUCAACAGUCCAAUUAAAGGAUCAAAAUGGACUGAAUUAUUUAGCUUAGCUGGACCAAAUCAACUUAGUCUCGAACAUCUUGAACUAAUUACAUCAAUCGAAGCUUAUUUGAACUAUCUGAUUCCAAUUGCAAGUACAACACAACCGAAAAAUGUCGGUGGGGAGAGCAGCGCUGUUCAAUUAGUUCAAGAUUUUGUUGCAAAGAGCCAUUUUUCACGUAAGUCGACAUAA
Rotaria sp. Silwood1 is the source of this 543-nucleotide messenger RNA. The record is from the annotation of a GenBank genome assembly. Lineage: Eukaryota; Metazoa; Rotifera; Eurotatoria; Philodinida; Philodinidae.